GGCGAAGCAAUCUGACCAGAAUCAAGGGAGCAGUGGAGGGGAGAAGCUUCUGCCCGACUCCGUCGGUAAGAGCUCUACCGGCGGUGAAGCGAUGUGGAGUGGAAGACGGAGAUCUAAAGUGAGAAGCGAGAGAGGCAAGCAGUUAGAACUGGGACCGGAGAUUCUGGAGGUUUCACGGGAUCUUUGUCGAUGGGGGAGGUAGACUCCGAUCCGGCGAAGCUAAGCCAACGUCGACGGUCUUCUUUCUACUCCCUACUGUUUCUCUCUCUCACGACCUGCGCAUGGAUCUCCUCGACAAAGACAAGAUCGGAUCUCUUCCUCCUUCUCAAAAAGAACUCUACGGUGGCGGGAUGGCAACGGAUCUUGGAUCACCAUCUCGUUCGGCUCGCGUCGUCCAGGCUCACCGGAGGUCCUGUUCCGGCGAGAAUCUGCAGUGUUGGACGGCGGCUUCAAACAUGUUCUUUGUUUGGAGAUUAGGGUUUCAUCUUUUGGCCGGUUUAGUUCGGAACGCCGAUCUGUUCGUAGAUGGAAUGGCAAGUACCGAAGAUGGUCGUCUGAGACUCACAGAUAGUACAACGAGAGCCACAGGUCAUGCGUUCCACCAAAAACCCGUACAUUUCAGAAACACUUCAUCUUCUUUUUCUACAGAAUUUGUUUUUGCGAUCAUUCCAGAACGCAGUCAUAGCUUCGGCCAAGGAAUGGCUUUUGUUGUUUCUCCAACCAUUGAUCUAAGGUAUGGCGCUUCAGGACCGUAUCUAGGUCUAUUCAAUAAGACGAACGAUAACAAGACCGAAAACCAUAUCCUUGCUGUAGAGUUUGAUACUAAUCCAAGCGCUGAAGCAGUUGAUACAAUAACAAGUCAUAACGAUGUAGGUAUAAACAUAAAUAGUAUAGUAUCCGUAAAAUCUGAGAUUGCUAGUUACUAUGAUGAUACAGCAAAGAUGAAUAUAACCAUUUUACUCGCUAGCAAACAAAGAAUUCAUGUCUGGAUAGACUAUGAUGCAGAACAGAGAUUACUAAAUGUAACUCUUGCUCCACUCAAGACGGCGAAACCAAGUUCCCCUCUCUUGUCAUUACCCGUAGAUCUUUCCAAAAUCUUCAAGGAGCAGAUGUAUUUCGGUUCCGGUUCCACUGGUAUUAUCAAAAGUCAUCAAUACAUACUUGGAUGGGCGUUGGCAAUAGGCGGGAAAGCACAAAGCCUUGAUAUUUCUAAAGUUUUGGAUCUCCCCCAACCAUCAUCCUCUUCACCUGCACUCACCAAAGGUACAAGCAAAACAUCUAAGUUCGUCGACCUCCUCUUAAUGGCUUCAAGUUCAACUUCAUUCCCGUUAACCAUCGCGCCACCACAGGGUGUCAGGUUUAACCGAAGAAAACCGAGGUUAACCGUGUGGGCUAAGCAAACGGCGUUUCAACUCGGGAAAACCAAGGGUGAUGAUGACUCGGAGGGGAAACCAAAAGGGAAGAACCCGUUUCAGUUCGACUUCGGUAAGUUACCGGACAUUAAGUCACUUAUACCAGUUGUGUCGAAUCCUUCUACCGGUUUAGUGUUUGGUAAUAACAGAAAGAAAGAUCCUGGUACGAUUUUUGUGGCCGGUGCUACGGGACAAGCUGGUAUACGCAUAGCUCAAACGCUCUUGCAACGAGGAUUCAGUGUUCGAGCCGGUGUUCCUGACAUUGGAGCUGCCCAAGACCUCGCUCGUGUCGCGGCUACUUACAAGAUUUUAUCAAAUGACGAAGUCAAGAGGCUAAACGCAGUUCAAUCCCCCUUCCAAGACGCAGAAUCAAUCGCAAAAGCGAUUGGAAACGCGACUAAAGUUGUUGUUACUGUCGGGGCAACAGAGAAUGGUCCUGACGCCCAAGUCUCGACCUCAGACGCUCUGCUCGUGGUCCAAGCGGCUGAGCUCGCUGGGGUAAGUCAUGUGGCGAUCGUUUAUGACGGGAGCAUCAGCGGAUCCACGUACAACGUGCUAGACGGGAUUACUUCGUUUUUCGGCAACCUUUUCGCAAAAUCUCAGCCAUUGACUAUCUCUGACCUCAUCGAGAAAGUAGCUCAAACAGACGUGGCGUACACGCUCAUAAAGACGAGUUUGACGGAGGAUUACUCGCCGGAAAAAUCUUAUAACGUCGUCGUUUCAGCUGAAGGGAGUAACAGCGGCAGUGGCAGUAGUUCGUCCGAGGCCUACAAAGUCCCGAAGUUGAAGAUUGCGUCGCUGGUUGCAGACAUUUUUGCGAACACGGCCGUGGCAGAAAAUAAGGUGGUGGAAGUUUCUACAGAUCCAUCAGCACCGUCGCGGCCAGUGGACGAGCUUUUCAGUGUAAUCCCGGAAGAUGGGAGGAGAAAAGUGUACGCAGAUGCGAUUGCAAGGGCAAGAGCAGAGGAAGAAGCUAAAGUUGCAGCUGAGAAAGCCCGAGAGGCAGCAGAAGCAGCGAAAGAGUUUGAGAAACAAAUGCAAAAGCUAUCUGAGAAAGAAGCAGAAGCUGCUAGCUUAGCUGAGGAUGCGCAGCAGAAAGCAGAAGCCGUGGGAAUCACGGUGGACGGUCUAUUUAACAAGGCGAAAGAUAUCGGUUCAGGUCUCUCCUGGAAUAAACUCGGUUCUCAGUUCGCAACCGCGGUUCAAAACGCUUCAGAGACGCCUAAAGUACAGGUUGCUACGGUCAGAGGACAAGCAAAAGCAAGAAACUUGCCACCCAAGAAAGCAGUGGUGAAGCAGAGACCAUCAUCUCCGUUUGCAUCCAAACCAAAGGAAGAACGUCCGAAGAAGCCUGAGAAAGAGGUGAGGAAAGUGUUUGGAGGACUGUUUAAGCAAGAGACCAUCUAUGUUGACGACGACUGAAAACGCCAUAAACUAUGUCGUUUCAGAGCUCCGUACAGUUUCCUUUUUUUCUUUCCUUCUGUUUCAAGUUAAAUUUCUGUAACCAUAUGAUAAAAUUAUAUAUAAAAAUCCAUUGUUCUC
Arabidopsis arenosa is the source of this 2954-nucleotide messenger RNA. Lineage: Eukaryota; Viridiplantae; Streptophyta; Magnoliopsida; Brassicales; Brassicaceae. The record is from the annotation of a GenBank genome assembly.